AUGUCCGUUCGUCGCAGCAAGGCGAUGCCCACCGACGGCCCGACGGCCAAAUUUCUCUACACCAUUAUCAAGCAGCUAGACCUGAAGUCGAUUGACUGGAACUUAGUAGCCUCGCAACUCGAAAUCUCCAACGGCCAUGCCGCCCGAAUGCGCUUCUCCCGUUUCAAACAGCAAAUGGAAGGCCUCACCUCAACACCGCGCGCCUCAAAACCGAAGAAAACAACCAAAACCGGUAGCGAGAAGGGAAGCAAGCCUGGUCUGGAGAAAGGGGUGGUUUCACCUCCACCUGCGCCACCAGUCAAGCAGGAGACGGGGACAGAGACGGCGUACGACCCGGGCCAGAGUCCGUAUAUCAAGACGGAGUCGGAGCCACAUCUGCAGAGGAUCCCAACAUUGGAGGAUCCUUCUGUGCCAACCACGUUGUAUACGAGGCCGUUGCAGCCGUAUCGUCCACAGCAGCAAUUCUAUCAACAGCAAUACCCAUCCUACGCAUAUUCCCCGUACACCACAUACAACCCGUAUCCGCCAAUUACAGUUGCUCCGACGGACUUGACUAUGUCCGCGAGCAUGUCACCGUUUUCUUCGCCAAUGUCGAUAGGAUUUGAGAUGCCGUCAAGUGCGUCUUCCUCGUGGACAGUGAAGAGUGAAGGGGAGGAUGGAGGGUCGAAUGAGCCGGUCAAGUUGGAGGAAAGACAGGAGACUUAG
Messenger RNA from Aspergillus glaucus CBS 516.65, 705 nucleotides. RefSeq lists its product as uncharacterized. The transcript has 2 exons. Bases 1 to 705 code for a protein of 234 amino acids. The record is from RefSeq and is a predicted model, not a curated record. Lineage: Eukaryota; Fungi; Ascomycota; Eurotiomycetes; Eurotiales; Aspergillaceae.